Messenger RNA from Bubalus bubalis (water buffalo), 3476 nucleotides. RefSeq names its product leukocyte immunoglobulin-like receptor subfamily A member 6. Bases 1315 to 2226 code for a protein of 303 amino acids. Gene Ontology annotation, molecular function: inhibitory MHC class I receptor activity. The transcript is spliced from 4 exons. The record is from RefSeq and is a predicted model, not a curated record. Gene Ontology annotation, biological process: cytokine-mediated signaling pathway. Lineage: Eukaryota; Metazoa; Chordata; Mammalia; Artiodactyla; Bovidae.
AUUCUUUCUGCCCUUGUCUGUGGCUACGUGUUUCAGAAACACUCUCCAAGCACGUCUCAGCAUUAGGAGCAGAGGAGGCUCUGGGAGGGCACCACAUUCACCCUCUUCGUGCAGUCUCAGUCUGCAGCCCUUCACGUCCACCCUCUCCUGCAGUCACCUCAUCUGGAAAUUGACCACGAUGACGGCAGCAAGAGCCCGCAGCCCCACUGAGGGAUGGGGUCAGGACAACAGGAGAGCAGGAACCUCAAGCGCAGAGAAAAAGGGCACCACCACCCCAGGUUACAUGAGCAGCUGGCACACGUUUACAAGAGUAUCUGUUCUCCAACAGAGUGAGAGCCCUGACCCCAAUCAAUACCCCCUAAAGCUUGCAGGUGAUGACAAGACCAGGGGGAGACUGUGCCCAAGGACCCUGGGGCCUCGAGGAGGCAGGAAGCACCCAGGGGCUUGUUCCCAGGAAGGCAGGCUGGACGGUGAUGCAAUAAAGAGAGACACCCCUCAAGGGGGCUGUGAAAGGGAAACCACACUCCGGGGCAGGAGAGGAGUCAUUUUCCUUCCUUAUUCCGUGACUGUCUCCUCUGGGCUCUCGGCACAUGGACUCCACUGAGCCCAGGGAGACGCUGACCGAGUGUCCCUCAUAAAGAGCAGACUUGUGGACACAGAGGGGAGGGAGAGGGUGGGAUGAGUGGAGAGAGUAGCAUGGAAAUGCGCACACCAGCUUGUGUAAAACAGACCACGGGGGAAUGUGCUGUGUGACUCAGGGACCUCACACAAGGGCUCUGUGACAACCUAGAGGGGAGGGAGGUGGGAGGGAGGGCAUGUGACACACACGGCGGAUCCAUGCUGAUGUAUGAAUGAAACCAGCACCAUAUUGUAAAGUAACGAGCCUCCAAUUUAAAAAAAAAAAAAAAAAAAAAAUGUGUCUCUGGGGAUCUGAGCCCUGCGGGCAGCAGGGGCUGGCAUCCUCCCCGAAGCAUCUCCAGGGCCUGGUGACCCCAUCCAUGGGGAGGACCCCACAGGGACCUGAUGACGGGUGGGCAGAAGAGGAAGCAGACCCCGACGCGAGGCUCGCAGAGGGAAGGCCACGUCGUGGAUGACCUCUACUGGAAGGGGCGUCUCAGGAACACACUGGGACUGUCAUGAGGACGACGCGAGGCUUUCAAGAAGAGGCUGUUCCCCUUCCUGCGGGGACACUGAUGUGACAGCCACGUAACAGGAAGCCCCAGCCCCGGAGAGGACACACCCUGUGGUCUGUCUGUCCGUAGGACACCCAGGUCUCCUCCAUCGUCACAGCCUGGACCGCAGGGAGGAGACGCCAUGGCUCCCACGCUCCCCGUCCUGCUCUGCCUUGGGCUGAGUGUGGGCCUGAGGACCCCGGUGCAGGCCGGGACCCUCCCCAAACCCACCAUCUGGGCUGAGCCGGGCUCUGUAGUCCCGUGGGGGAGCCCCGUGACCAUCUGGUGUCAGGGGCCCCCAGGGGCCCAGGAGUUCCAUCUGGAUAAAGAGGGAAACCCUGUUUUCUGGGACAGACAGAAACCCCCAGGUCCCGGGGACAAGGCCAGGUUCUCCAUCCAAUACAUGGGGCAGGACCACGCAGGGAGCUAUGACUGCUACUACAGAACCCCCGCUGGCUGGUCAGAGCGCAGCGACCCCCUGGAGCUGGUGGUGACACGUGAGGGACCCUCGGGGGCCUUGGGCUCUGCCCUCGGGAGGGGGUCUGCUCUCAGGGGGUGUCCCUCUCACAGCCCAGCCCUGGGCAGGGAGGGGGGAGCCCCACAGAUCCAGCUGCCUCCUUCUCUCCUAGAACGCUACGUCAAACCCAGCCUCUCAGCCCUGCCGAGCCCUGUGGUGACCUCAGGAGGGAACAUGACACUCCAGUGUGCCUCCUAUCAGGGAUUUAACAGAUUUCUUCUGACCAAGGAAGGAGAAGACAAGUCCCCUCGGACCCUGGAUGGACAGCGAACCCCCAACGGGCGGAUCCAGGCCCUGUUCCCCGUGGGCCCCGUGACCCCCGGGCACAGGUGGAUGUUCAGAUGCUACGGCUCUAACAGGGACACCCCCCGGGUGUGGUCGGCCCCCAGCGACCCCCUGGAGCUCCUGGUCCCAGGACGGCUCAGAGACAGACCGUCCCUCUCGGUGCGGCCGGGCCCCUCGGUGGCCCCGGGGCAGAAUGUGACUCUGCUGUGUCAGUCAGGAGACAGGACGGACACCUUCCUUCUGUCCAAGUAGCGGGCAGCCCAUAGUCCUCUGCGUCUGCACUCCCAGGACCAAGACGGGCGGUACCAGGCCGAGUUCUCCUUGAGCCCUGUGACCUCAGCCCACGGGGGCACCUACAGGUGCUACCGCUCACUCAGCACAGACCCCUACCUGCUGUCACAGCCCAGUGAGCCCCUGGUGCUCGUGGUCUCAGGUGAGGCUCAGUCUGUCCCUCUCACUCAGCAGCUCGGGGCCUGCCCUGGGAGUGCCAGGUGGUGGAGGAGGAGGCACUGAGGGAGUGGCCCCCUGAGGGAGGGGACUCGGAGCCUGCGCCCCGCCCCUUCCUCCCACACUGGGGUCCCAGAGGGGCAGGUGGGCAGUGCGAGGGUCUCGGGGAGGCCACAGAGCGGUGCAGGGCAGAGGGGGGUGAGGUGGGGACCCCAGGUCAGCCCAGCAUACGCCUUCCUGGGCUCAUUCCCAGGACCCAGUAUCCCAGCCACAGAUCCAGAUCCGAACCUGGGGACUCUCGGGGCUCUGUGCUCAGGGGAGACAGCCCACCCCAGGGCGCUUUAACAUUCUUUGGGAGGACAAGGCCCCUCAGAUUGUCAAGGGGCGGCGGGGAGUCAGGCAGAAAUGGCGCCGGAGCCACAGGCUGCAGGGGCCUGAGGCUGCUGGAUGGGGUUCAGUCUGUGGAGAAGCAGGUCCGCCCCCACCGCAUCCUGCCCCCGGAGGCUGCAGGGAUCACCUCCUCCCAUGGGCAGAGUCCAGCUGGCAGACACAGAGGGCUGAGCGAGCGUCUACAGGGGGAGGUGGAUCCGUGGGAGCUACGGUUGGGUCCCACCCCGGGACCCCACAGACCACUGAUCAGGGGCGGGGUUCCACCCCAGGACUCUGCAAACACCACUCAGGGGCGGGCCCCACCCUGGGACCCCACAGACCACUGCUCACGGGGGGCCCACCCUGGGACCCCACAGACCACCGCUCAGGGGAGGGCCCCACCCCACCCUGUGCUGUUGGAGCUCCUUCAGCUCAGGGUCCUGAUAGGAACGUCUGAGACAGUAAGAUAGAGAGACCCCAGGAGUCUCCCGAGGAGGACACGGCCCACCCACAGCCUCCCUUCAGGACACUCGGGCCCGGCUGACACCCUCCCCCAGCACCGCUGUCAGACCCGCGAGUGUGAACGAGGACAGCGUCCCCGUCAGGUUGGGCUCGGGGCCGCGUCUUCUCAUGGGAGACGGGUGCCCUGGGCACACACAGGGGGUAACGGGGCCAGCGCUGACCUG